CGGGGCCGGGACCUGGACCGGGAUCGGGAUCGGGACCGGGACCGGGACCGGAGCGAUGCAGAAAUACGAGAAGCUGGAGAAGAUCGGGGAAGGCACCUACGGAACCGUGUUCAAGGCCAAGAACCGGGAGACGCACGAGAUCGUGGCGCUGAAGAGGGUCCGGCUGGACGAUGAUGACGAGGGGGUGCCCAGCUCGGCGCUGCGGGAGAUCUGCCUGCUGAAGGAGCUGAAGCACAAGAACAUCGUCAGGCUGCACGAUGUCCUGCACAGCGACAAGAAGCUGACCCUGGUCUUCGAGUUCUGCGACCAGGACCUGAAGAAAUACUUCGACAGCUGCAAUGGGGACCUGGACCCCGAGAUCGUCAAGUCGUUCAUGUUCCAGCUGCUGAAGGGUCUCGCCUUCUGCCACAGCCGCAACGUCCUGCACCGGGACCUCAAACCCCAGAACCUGCUCAUCAACCGGAACGGGGAGCUGAAGCUGGCGGAUUUCGGGCUGGCCCGCGCCUUCGGCAUCCCCGUGCGCUGCUACUCGGCCGAGGUGGUGACACUGUGGUACCGCCCGCCCGACGUGUUGUUUGGGGCCAAACUGUACUCCACCUCCAUCGACAUGUGGUCGGCAGGGUGCAUCUUCGCAGCUCAAGAGGAUUUUCCGGCUGCUGGGCACCCCCACGGAGGAGCAGUGGCCAGCCAUGGCCAAGCUGCCCGAUUACAAGCCCUACCCCAUGUACCCCGCCACCACCUCCUUGGUCAAUGUGGUGCCCAAGCUGAAUGCCACCGGCAGGGAUCUGCUGCAGAACCUGCUGAAGUGCAACCCCGUGCAGCGGAUCUCGGCAGAGGAAGCCCUGCAGCACCCCUACUUCACCGACUUCUGCCCCCCCUAAGCCCCCCCCCUGGCUCUGGGAGGCAAGGGGCAGCCCUCCCCCAGCGCAGCCCCCUGCCCCCCCUAUUUAUUAGGUUUUUAACCCAACGCUCUGCCCUGGCUGGGGGGGAAGGGGAGGGCUGGUGCGACCCCCCCAUCUCCCCCAACCCCAAACCCUGCGGUGGGGCUGGGGCUGCCCUGGGGGGCAGCUGAGACCCCGCAGAGCCCCCCCGGGGCCACGAGGCUGGUGGAGGGGCAGGACCCUCCGGGACCAGGCAGGACCCCCCCACUCCUCUCCCUGCUCCCCCCAGCCCCUUCCCUGACAGGGCAGGGGGGUCCAGGGGGGACGUCCGGGGGGGGCACCCCAUUUCUUUUCUACUGUGCUGCUGUAUGUGCGUGUUUAUUACCUCCAUAAAGAGCUUCCCCCCUCCCCA
Calypte anna (Anna's hummingbird) is the source of this 1293-nucleotide messenger RNA. RefSeq names its product cyclin dependent kinase 5 (gene CDK5). Gene Ontology annotation, molecular function: cyclin-dependent protein serine/threonine kinase activity; ATP binding. The record is from RefSeq and is a predicted model, not a curated record. Bases 56 to 1072 code for a protein of 338 amino acids. NCBI's taxonomy places the organism in Eukaryota, Metazoa, Chordata, Aves, Apodiformes, Trochilidae. Gene Ontology annotation, biological process: synaptic vesicle transport; protein phosphorylation; neuron apoptotic process. Gene Ontology annotation, cellular component: cytoplasm; nucleus. The transcript has 12 exons.